AUGUGGGAGUCUUUAACCUCUAAUGGUCUGACAGUUAAUUUUUGCCAUAUGCCAACACAUAAAAACCCUGCUGAUGCGGAAACAGGUGGUGUAACUGCAACCCUUAUUUACUAUCAUGACUGUAUUCGUGGACCACGUUGGCUUGUUGAUGACAGAAACGGUUGGCCGCUACGAUUAAUAGCCGACAUAGACACAGUUUACACAGAAAAUGGAUGCAAGGUUGUACACCACAGCAACAUUGAGGUGAUGACCUCUUCGACAUCCACAACAAUCGAUUUAUCAAGAUUAUCAAGAUUCUCCAGCCUGACGAAAGCCUUGCGAACAUUCGCAACUUUUGCUGAACUUCUAGUCAGAUGGGUGGAAAGAUGUAAUGUGGAACGAAACGCGCACAUAAUGCUACGAAGCAUAGCAGAAUUCGAAUCUGCAAAAGAAAUUUCUGCUGCAAAUCUGAGAUUGAGUGGAAAAUUUAUUUUAGCAGAGAUACAUAAAAACAUCUCAAUUACAGGGCUGUCAACAAGAUUUCAAAGUCAGAAAUUCAUCAGAGACAACUUCGAAAUAAUCCGAUUUGAAUCUAGAAUUCAAAACGCCAUCUUACCGUAUGAUACGAAGAAUCCUAUCUAUAUCCCAAACUAUUCGGAUUUGGCCAGAUUAAUCAUACAACUCUUCCACAUAAAAAAUGCCCAUGCUGGCAGAGAACAUGCACUAUCUUUAGUAAGACAAAAAUAUUGGAUUCCACAACCAUCACGUACCGUUAAGAAAAUAAUUGGAAAAUGUGUUACUUGCAGAAAGUUCCACGGUCUACAAUUUGGAGCGCCUGAAAUGCCAUCACUUCCACCAGAUCGUGUGGAAAUUACGAAAGCAUUUCAAAAUGUCGGAUGCGAUCUUAUGGGACCAUUUGAAUCGAAAAUGGAUGAAGGAAUGUACAUAUGUCUGUACACUUGCUUAACAACAAGAGCAAUCCACUUAGAAGUGACUAAAAAUCUAUCAACUGGAGUUUUUUUAAACAGUUUCCUCCGCUUCAUAUCGCGUAGAGGAGUUCCGCAACUUAUUAGGACAGACUGUGGAAGCAAUUUCAAGCUUGGUCAUCAAGUUAUAGACAUUAUUUUCAAGAAAGAUGAUCUCAGCGGAAGCUCAGUUAUGACUUACUCCGCUUCUGAAAGUAUUAAAGAGAUCUUUAGCCCUCCAGCUUUGCCAUGGAUGAACGGAGUCUGGGAAAGGCUAGUAGGUUCCGUAAAAAGGAGCUUUCAGAAAGCCGUAGGAAGAAAAAAGCUCUCAUUUGAAGAGAUGAUGACAAUCACCGCCCAAAUUGAGGCCAUUAUAAGCACUAGACCAAUUGCGAAACUGAUAUUAAUGAGAUUCCUCUACGACCUGUCGAUUUUCUCCACGGAAAUUUGA
This is a messenger RNA of Necator americanus (New World hookworm), 1395 nucleotides long. RefSeq lists its product as uncharacterized. Gene Ontology annotation, molecular function: nucleic acid binding. The record is from RefSeq and is a predicted model, not a curated record. NCBI's taxonomy places the organism in Eukaryota, Metazoa, Nematoda, Chromadorea, Rhabditida, Ancylostomatidae. Gene Ontology annotation, biological process: DNA integration. The transcript has a single exon. Bases 1 to 1395 code for a protein of 464 amino acids.